Molecule: messenger RNA, 4454 nt
Organism: Colletes gigas
Lineage: Eukaryota; Metazoa; Arthropoda; Insecta; Hymenoptera; Colletidae
Product: cubilin-like
Exons: 16
Coding region: 845-3607 (920 amino acids)
Cellular component (GO): plasma membrane
Molecular function (GO): protein binding
Source: RefSeq, a predicted model, not a curated record
UUGGAAUCCUCCACCGCGGUCAGAUACUCCCCCACCCUCGGACUGUACGACUCUGGCGACAUCUGUUCCAACAGUAGGGCGUGUUGGGGUUGCCAGUAUCUCCGUAGAAGCUGAAAGAGAUUAGGGAUUGCUUAACAUUGUAUCUAUCGUACCGCUCUGCCACCCCUUUCUCCUUCUCACUUUUCCUCUCUCCCUCGCACACGCACACACACGCACACGCACACGCACACACACACGCACACAUAUACGCAUAAGCAGGCACGUACAUGCACAUAUAAAUAAUACACAGAGCCUUUUAUUUUACUCUUAUUCGUAAAGUAAUUGUAACGAUGGUGCUGUGUUGAUUCGAUUCCUGAGAUACAAGGUUUAUCCUCGGUACAGAACAAAUCGUGUUGUGAUGAGAUCUGAAAGGAUCGUUUAACGCGUCGAGGAACGGUCACUGUGCACCACGUAUAUUCUACGAGGAAUUUAACUCUAUUCGGUGGAGUUUGGUACUCGUGUAACCGUUAACGUUUACACGAGUACGAAUAUUUUUGUUUGUCGGUUGUUUAAUUUGUGAUUCCCGGAAUUCGGUAAACAUGAUUCUGAGAAAUUGCAGUGUACCGUAAAGCAAAGUGCCUACACAUCGUAUAUUCGAGUGUAACGUUUGCAGCAGAAGACAUUCGAGAAUUCUUUUGACGGUAUCGCGUACAAUCGUGUACGCUGCAACUAUAUGUAAAACACUGUCAAGUAUCGGAUAAUAUUUAAACUCAUCUCAGACUAUUGUCCUUUCGAGAUGAUCUUCAGGAUCGAUUUUUUGUGUUCUUCCUGUGCGUGGAAUAGAGACUGACGAUAUGGAUGCAGUAUGGCUUCGGUACUCUGGCAUGUUUCUGGAAAUAGUUUCGUUUCUCCCGCCUUUAUCUUGUUCCUGCUACUUUGUCCUCGCAACAGUACAGAGUGCGACCAGAAGUUUAUAAGCACUCCGGAUGGUCCACCGAAUGGAACCUUCCACGCUCCGAUGUUGAUUAAUCCCGAUGGAGAUUCCCGGCAGUGCGUGUACACGUUUUUCGCUGGUCCACGGCAGCGAGUCGAAUUGUUUUUCACUUCGUUCGGUCUUCGUGGGACUCCGCCAGGUGGAUCGGCUGUUGGAGAAUUACCUGCCUGUGUUCACGAAUAUAUGGACUUGUACGCGGAAAUACGGACGGAAAAUACUACCAAGUUGAUAGACACACCUUUCGGUGGACGUUUCUGCGGUCCGAUUCCACCUCGCAGACGUGUUUCCCUUUAUCAAGGAAUCGCCCUUAGUUUCUACACUGAUAAAAAUAUGACGUUACCUAGCCUAUUCAGUGGUAUCUACACGUUUAUCAAUGCCUCCGAAUACGAGGUGGGAACGCCUGCUCCUAGCACGCCAUGCUCUUUUACUGUAGACGCAGCGGUGAAAGGUAGCGGUAGCAUAUUAUCUCCAACGUAUCCGGGUGCAUAUCCGAAGGAUCUCGUUUGUAGUUAUCAGUUUAUCGGUAAACGUAACCAAAGAGUACGCCUGGAAUUUCGAGACUUUGACUUGUUCUUUGGAGGUCCACACUGCCCCUUGGACUAUGUGAAGGUGUACGACGGUUUGGAUAACACGUCUGCCGUCAUCGGAACGUAUUGCGGCCAGCAGCGAAAUUUAGUAUUAUAUUCUUCGGAAUCUAGUUUGUUUGUGCUAUUCGUCACGUUGCAACGUACCGCGAACACGCAGAAUCGUGGAUUCAAGGGAAUCUUUGAAUUCUCGGAGGGUUUCGUGAAAUUAGACUUUAUAACCGCUGACAAUGGGGAGCACAUCCGUGGAUCGGAAUGCGAUCAGAAGAUUUUGAGUAAAAAGGAGUCGUUUGGAUACGUGGUUAGCCCGAACUAUCCAUUUCCAUACAUACCGAAGGUUGUGUGUCGGUAUUUUGUUUACGGGAUGCAAGACGCGCAACAUCUCGAGCGCGUUCGAUUAGAAUUCAUGACGUUCGACGUACCAAAAAAUAAGACGUCGGAAGACUCGUCGUGCACCGACGGAUACUUGAAAUUAUAUUUAAAAGGACAAGAAGCGACGGAUUCGUACGACAAAUUCGAUCAUGAACUGUGCGGUUCGACGAGCAAUCCGACCCACGUAGUUAGCGAUGGACCGAGACUCGUUAUGGUGUUUAGUAGCGGCGAGUCGCAAGGCCAGGGUUUCCAAGCACGAUACAGUUUCGAGACGGAGUAUAAAAUACCAGGCACCGCGUCACCCGAUGGUAGUUGUACAUUCACUUACCGCAGUUCCUCUCGCAAGAAGGGAGACUUUAAUUCGCCACGACAUCCUAGCAACUAUCCUAGCGAUACGAAUUGCACCUAUUACUUUUUGGCGACACCGAACGAACAAGUUACCUUGAUAUUCGAUAAUUUUAAAGUUCGAACGACAAACAUGAACGUGACAGGCGGUCAUUACGGGCUUGACAUUUGUCAAGACGAUUGGUUGGAGAUAUACAACAUGUAUCGGGACAAGACGGAGAAAUUAAUAGGCAGAUAUUGUGGGACUACAGCCCCGGGUCCAGUGGAAUCGAAUCUAGGCGCUCUCGGUUUAAAGGUGAUCCUGCACUCGGAUUCCGAGCUCGUUUACAGCGGUUUCAAAGCUCGCUACACGUUCGAGGUGGCCAAACCCAUAUUCGGAGAUUGCGGAUCGAACAUAAGUAGUUUAAAUUACGGAGUGAUCGCCAGUCCAAAUUUUCCGAACAAAUACGAUAGACCGGCGAAAAACCACGCUAGCAAGACUUGUAAUUGGUUUAUAAGGGUGCGACCGAAUCAGCGAAUACUGUUGAACUUCAUGCUAUUUUCCGUGGAGGGUGAUCAAACAGCUCGUGGUUGUCCAGCUGCAGUCCUGCGCAUGUGGUAUUCCGCUUUGUCAACGCCUGUCGAGCUCUGUGGCGUUAAAAUGUCGGACAAAGAAUGGACUUAUCUCUCCGAAGAUAAUAACAUGCGUCUUAGCUUUAUAUUGGCCGACAAAGCGGUUGGACAACAAGGUUUCAAUGCUACGUGGACCGAAGUAAGCACGAACAGUGACUGCCAGAAUCAAUUUGUCUGCAGUAAAAAUAAAUACUGCAUUGCAGAAUCGCUUCGGUGUAAUAACAUUUAUAAUUGCGGCCAGGCUGAUACUUCGGACGAGGAAAACUGUAACACGGCCGUGGUACGAACAGAUAGCUACGGCGAAGUCGCGGGGUACGCCGCAGGCGCCGUGCUGGUGGCUCUGGCAGUUUGCCUCUUCUACCAUCGAAAGCUCAAGAGACGGGUGCAGACAGUGCACCUGGACGACUUGCGUCAACGCGUAGACGAAACCCAUCGAUGUUAUCGUCACGAGAAUCUCCUUCACCAUCAUCGCCAUCAUCAUCAUCAUCAUCACCAUCAACAUCAGCAUUAUCAGCAUCAUCAUCAGCAUCAGCAUCAUCAACAGCAGCAGCAGCAGCAGCAGCAGCAGCAGCAGCAGCAACAACAACAGCAUCAUCAUUAUCAGGAUCAAACGGACGAGUUUAAUCCGAGAUAUCAGCUGGAAGCAUCGGCCAGUCCAGCCAGCGAGAGCGAAACGGAGCAGGCGUGCGUCGAGGAGGCGAGUAGUCUCGACAGUGUGUGACACCGUGUGCUCGCUUAUGCGAAACUGUUCGUUGCUGUCCGUUGUUGGCUCAACUCUUUCUACUGACUUACCGUUUUCACGAUGAUAACGUCCUAGACACUGUCGAACACCGGACACCGGGCACCAGACGCGACGACACGAUCGCCAUCGUCGAUGCCAGUUGCCGUGCAGAACACUCUACGAAUUCGCUUGGAUUUCCGCCGCUCUGAAAUAAGAACAUGGAUCAUGGUGAUGGGAUUAGUGCGCCGUGUCGGUACUAUUGAUGCUAGAUAGUAAAGUAACAUUUUGUAUCAAACCGUUUUGAUACCUACACGAAAGUAUCGAUUAUACGCAGCACGUACUUGAUACGGUAAUGCACGAUUAACAUUCAUAAGAUUUCAGACUCAGCAGUGAAAGUUUCGUGAGUAGGAUAGCGUAUUUUUUGUAGAACCGAACUCCAACAUUGCUUGACAAAGAAACAGAAUGAUUGUAACAGGAGGAAACGAAAUGGAUAUGUCAAACGGCGACAGACGAGACGUUUUUCAACGCUUCAAAAAGAUGCCGCUAUGAUAAAAAAAAAAACAUAAUCACGCAAUGUAUAAAAUUUUACUUUCUCCAGUUUUCGUAUUAUCAUCCGAAAAAUGGUACUAAUGCAUUCUUCUCACUAAAAUGAUGAGUCCAAACACGACAUAAAUCAGACUACUUUUAAUUGCUUUGAUAUAUGCAAUAACACAUAAUAUGUACAAUGACUGCUCAUAAUUAAAACUUUAUACGAUUUAAUAAUUUAGUUUUUGUUCUUCGCUACACCUUGAAUAGAAGUUUUUCUAUUUAAAUUUCUAUAAACAUAAAGCCUUUUAUUCUUUAUGUA